AUGGCUGGCGCUUUCCUAACGGUCUGCGCUGCCUCGGCGCCAUCUUGCCCGCUUGAUUUCCAGGGCAACCUGAAGCGGAUUCUCCAGUCCAUCAAGGAGGCCAAGGAGGCCGGGGCAACGCUGAGAUGUGGCAGUGAGCUCGAGAUCUGCUGGGAGGUGCUUGGCGAGAUUAUAUCUGAUCCGAUAUGCAAGGAUAUGCUGAUUGACGUGGGAAUGCCUGUUCGAUCUCGCAAUGUCCAGUACAACUGCAGGGUGCUGUGCUCCUACAGCGUCAUAUAUGGCAUCAGAGCGAAGCAGGCGAUGGCCAAUGAUGGCCUUCACUUUGAAGCGCGCCACUUCAGUGCUUGGGUGAAGGAGAGGCAGGUCGAGCAAUGUACGCUGCCGCUUCACAUCCAAAGCAUCACGGGUCAAACCACUGCUCCCAUAGGAGAUUUCAUCUUGAGGGCAAGGGACGUCAGCAUCGGUGUCGAGACGUGCGAGGAAAUGGCAAGCAUGGCGGGUGCCGAAGUUAUCCUCAACAGCAGUGCCAGUCACGCGGAGCUCCGAAAACUGAAACAGAGGUUGGACCUGAUUGCCAACUCUUCCCGCAAGAAUGGCGGCCUAUAUAUGUACGUUAACGCAUCCGGCGUUGAUGGCGAAGCCCGUCAAAUGCACGACGGGAGCUCCCUUCUCAUUCUCAACGGCGAGGUUCUCGCUCAAGGAUCGCAGUUCAGCCUCAAACAGGUCGAAUGCACCGUGGCCACGGUCGACAUCGGCCGCGUGCGCAGCUACCGGGCCAGCGCCGCGCGUGGCGUACAAGCUGCGGCCCAGCAACUCUACCCAGAGGUCGAAUGCCCCCUGACACUAUGUGUCUCAGCCGAGGAAAUCUAUCUGUCACCUACAAAGACUAUUGCGAAGGAAACCCCAAUACGCAUCCUGGAUCCCAUGGACGAGAUAGCGCUUGCCACAGCAGUCUUCCUCUGGUCAUACUUGGUACGGACAAACUCGGCUGGCUAUUUCCUGGCGUUAUCCGGCGGCCUCGACAGUAGCACAGUGCUGCUCUUCGUCUAUUCCAUGGCAAGGCUGGUUUGCCAGUCGAUAGAGGCCGGUGAAGAAAGCACCCUGCAGGAUCUGCGCAGAGUUGUUGGCAUCGAAGACUACACGCCUCCGAAUCCAGAGGAUGUUGUGCGAAGACUGCUCACGACUGCCUACAUGGGCACGUCCAACUCGAGCUCGGAAACGCGUUCGCGCGCAAAGAGACUCGCGGAGAGGCUCGGUGCGUAUCACUUGGAAGUGGAAAUUGACGACAUUGUGGCCGCCGAAGAGAACCUGAUCGGUCAGGCCUUUGAUGGCUUCAAACCCAAGCACGUCGUCGAGGGGGGCAGUAAUGCUGAAGGCCUCGCCAAGCAGAACCUGCAGGCACGCACAAGAAUGAUUGUGGCGUACUCCAUGGCCCAGCUGUCGACGCAGGCAAGAUCGUUGCCUCGUGCGGGCACCAGCCUCCUCGUGCUUGCGUCGUCUAAUGUUGAAGAAGGCUUGCGAGGUUACUUCACAAAGUACGACGCAUCAAGCGCGGACAUAAAUCCUCUCGGUAGCAUCAGCAAGAUUGACAUUAUGGCAUUCCAGAGGCACGUCAUGAAGGCCUGGGACCUCCCUAUACUGGCAGAGUUUAUCUCCGCAACACCAACCGCGGAGCUCAUCCCCCUGAAGGAGGGCCAGGCAGUACAGACCGACGAGGAAGAGAUGGGACUGACUUAUCGCGAGUUGAGUACCUUUGGAAGACUCCGAAAGGUGCACAAAUGCGGCGCAUGGUCGACCUACCUGAGACUCCUGGCGGACUGGAAAGAGGAGCGCUCCCCGAGAGAAACGGCGGACACAGUGUGCCGCUUCUUCAAGUGGUGGGCCAUCAACAGGCACAAGAGCACGAUCCUGCCGCCCAGCAUACAUCUCGAGUCGUACUCUCCGGACGACAACCGACAUGACCUUCGUCCGUUCUUGCUCGCGGUCACCUGGCCGUGGCAGUUUCAGAAGAUCUAUGCGCAUGUAGAGGAGCUGGAGAAGGGCUUACGCAAGAGGGAAGCCGCACAGGCUGGCGCUGCGUGA
Molecule: messenger RNA, 2082 nt
Organism: Emericellopsis cladophorae
Lineage: Eukaryota; Fungi; Ascomycota; Sordariomycetes; Hypocreales; Bionectriaceae
Product: glutamine-dependent NAD(+) synthetase
Exons: 13
Coding region: 1-2082 (693 amino acids)
Biological process (GO): NAD+ biosynthetic process
Cellular component (GO): cytoplasm
Molecular function (GO): ATP binding; NAD+ synthase (glutamine-hydrolyzing) activity; glutaminase activity
Source: RefSeq, a predicted model, not a curated record